CUCUCUCUCUCUCUCUCUUUGUGUCUAAAUAUAUAUCUCUACAUAUUGAGUGAGUAGCGAAGAAUAUGGCUGCUAUGUGGAGCAAGCUGAAGAAAUCGUUAGGCCUGAAACUAUUUUCUCAACCGCCCCAAACCUCCGAAUCACCGGUCAUGCCUCAACGCCCUUCAGAUCUUUCAGCCGGCGAAAUUUCUGAAUCCAGUUCUCAAUCGAUGCCCUCUCGCUCCUCUUCUGCCCUCUCUCGCUUCUCCAGAAGCUUCAGCACCAAAUCUUCAAAG
This is a messenger RNA of Ilex paraguariensis (yerba mate), 275 nucleotides long. NCBI's taxonomy places the organism in Eukaryota, Viridiplantae, Streptophyta, Magnoliopsida, Aquifoliales, Aquifoliaceae. The record is from the annotation of a GenBank genome assembly.